Jatropha curcas is the source of this 723-nucleotide messenger RNA. Lineage: Eukaryota; Viridiplantae; Streptophyta; Magnoliopsida; Malpighiales; Euphorbiaceae. The record is from RefSeq and is a predicted model, not a curated record.
AUGAUUUGGCCAAGAAGUUUUGUUGUUGAAAUAGAGAAAAAGAAAAGUGGUAUUAUCAGCUUGUUGUUUAAUUGCGGUACAAAGUUGCUGUACUCCACUACCUGUCAUCCCCAGACGGAUGGCCAGACUGAGGUAGUCAAUAGAACUCUAGGUACUUUACUUCGAGCGGUGGUUGGUAAGAAUCUCAAAACCUGGGAGGAUUGUUUGCCUUUUAUUGAAUUUGCUUAUAAUAGGUCUAUACAUUCUUCUAGUGGUUAUAGUCCAUUUGAGCCUGUGAAUGGUUUUAAUCCUUUGAUUGUGCUUGAUUUGUCUCCUUUGCCUUUGAAUGAAAUUGCUAACUUGGAUGCUGAAAAGAAGGCUGAAUUAGUCAGGGAGAUACAUGCUAAGGCCAGGGCUCAUAUAGACAUGAAGAACAAAAGCUAUGCUGAUCGUGCCAACAAGUUAAGAAGAGAAAAGAGCGAUUGGCUAUCGGUAAUUAAAGUAAAAGCUAGACCAGUAGUGGAACUACCUCAAUCUUCUAUAGCUCCUAAUGAAGUGCAUGAUACCGCGUUUCAAGAAGAUGAUAUGGAUGUCCAGCCAUUACAGGUUAAUGAAGAUGAAUUGCUUAGAGCAUUGAAUGAUCUUGAUUGUUCUUAUAUAGAUAUCAAUAUAGUGGAUGAAGCAGAAGAAGAUCCAUUUAUCUAUUCAACAUCAGACGAUAAAGACUCUGAAGAUGAUGAAUGA